Molecule: messenger RNA, 610 nt
Organism: Paramecium sonneborni
Lineage: Eukaryota; Ciliophora; Oligohymenophorea; Peniculida; Parameciidae
Source: the annotation of a GenBank genome assembly
AUGGUUUACAAUGUUUAGGAUAAGGUUUUAUGUGUUUAUCAUCUUUAAACUUAUGAGUUUAUCAAAGAUAACAAUGAUAAAUCAAAAGAUAAAUUGAAAAUUCUAAUACAUCAAAAUUUAGGAAAAGGAAAAAAAAUGGUUUUCUUAAUUGCAUAAGAAAUGGAUAGAAGAAGUAUUAAAACUUUGAUAUGUCCUGAUAGAUGUCUAAUCAUUAAGAAGUGUACUUGCUGAUAUUGCAUAACGUAGAAAUGUUAAAUUAGAUUGGAAUUAUCUGGAAAAGCAAACGUAAAUAAAAAUACUUUAAGAUAUACCAAUACCUUAACCUUUUACUUGUGUAAUAUCUUAUGAAAUAAUGAAUGAACCUAUUUUAUUUAACACAGGUUAAACUUAUGAAAAAAAUGGCAUUUUUUAGUAAUUUACUUCAAAUGGUGGUGCUGAUCCUAUUACAAGAGAGCAAAUUAUUCCUUAAACUGCUAGACUAAAUCUUUAACUACUGUAAGGAAUAAAUGAAUUAAAAAAGAAAUAUGAAUGGAUUGGUAUAGAAUAAGAGGUAGAUUAUAAAGCAAUCAAAUUUGAACGAUUAAAUUUAAUUUUCUAUUUCAAAUCAUGA